Molecule: messenger RNA, 3691 nt
Organism: Cyprinodon tularosa
Lineage: Eukaryota; Metazoa; Chordata; Actinopteri; Cyprinodontiformes; Cyprinodontidae
Gene: mmp24
Product: matrix metallopeptidase 24
Exons: 10
Coding region: 261-2129 (622 amino acids)
Biological process (GO): extracellular matrix organization; collagen catabolic process; proteolysis
Cellular component (GO): extracellular matrix
Molecular function (GO): metalloendopeptidase activity; zinc ion binding
Source: RefSeq, a predicted model, not a curated record
UCUCUGGUACCCAGAGCGACAAACCUGCAUCAGUGUUUGCCUGCUGCCCGAGUCGUGCAGCUGUUCCGCUGCUCCUGAACCGGUGGAGCGCAUCGAGUCAAGCACCAUCCGCGCAGCAGAAACAGGCAGGAACCGGACCCAGGCGCAGGGAUGAAGCCCGAGCUAAAGAAGCGUUUCCUCCCGUGAGGAGCGGAGCAGGAGCCUGGAAAGCGCCGGAGGGAAGCGGAGGAGGUGGAGGGGGAGAUCUCGGGGACACAUCCAUGGCGACUGGAGGAGGAGGAGGCGGCGGAGGAGGCGGAGGAGCGGCGCGCAGGAGGAGAGCGGGGCUCCCGGGGUUCUGCUGGAAAACCUGCUACUUUCCUAUCCUGUUCUGGGUGAUUUCCGUGUGCGGAGAGGAGAAGACCUUUAUAGUGGAGACAUGGCUGAAGAACUACGGCUACCUGCUGCCUCAUGACGUCCGGACGUCUGACCUGCGGCAGGAAAAAGCCAUGCAGUCUGCCGUGGCCGCCAUGCAGCGUUUCUACGGCAUCCCAGUCACAGGAAUCCUGGAUGAGACAACGAUAGAGUGGAUGCGGAGGCCUCGCUGUGGCGUUCCUGAUCAUCCUCACACCAGCCGCCGGCAGAGAAACAAACGUUACGCCUUGACAGGGCAGAAGUGGAGGGAGAAGAGGAUCAUCUACAGAAUUUCAAACUACACGCCAAAGGUGGGAGAGAAGGAAACCCACAGAGCGAUCCGACAAGCCUUCAACGUGUGGCAGGCUGUGACUCCGCUCUCUUUCCAGGAGGUCCCAAACUCAGAUGUAGAGAAUGACGGGAAAGACGCUGACAUCAUCAUCUUCUUCGCCUCUGGUUUCCAUGGUGACAGCUCUCCGUUUGAUGGCGAGGGAGGCUUCCUAGCCCACGCCUACUUCCCGGGUGCCGGCAUCGGAGGCGACACCCACUUUGACUCUGACGAGCCGUGGACGCUGGGAAACGCCAACCAUGACGGUAAUGAUCUGUUCCUGGUGGCGGUCCAUGAGUUGGGUCACGCUUUGGGGUUGGAGCACUCCAACGAUCCCAGUGCCAUCAUGGCCCCGUUCUACCAGUAUAUGGACACGCACAACUUCAAGCUGCCUCUGGACGACCUGCAGGGCAUACAGAAAAUCUACGGGAUCCCCACCCCCAUGCUGGAACCCACCCGGCCGUUACCAACGCUUCCUUCCCGACGGACCCACUCCACCUCAGAGUGCAAUAAUGACCGACACUCCCGGCCAGGCCGUCCACCUGGAGAGAGACCAGCUCUUCCUGGGAACGGCAAGCCUAACAUCUGCGAUGGCAACUUCAACACUGUGGCCUUCUUCAGGAAGGAGCUGUUUGUCUUCAAGGACCGCUGGUUGUGGCGCCUGAGGAACAACAAAGUCCUGGAGGGUUAUCCCAUAGAGAUUGAACAGUUUUGGAAAGGCUUGCCUCCUCGCAUUGAUGCCGCCUACGAGAGGUCUGAUGGAAAAUUUGUCUUUUUCAAAGGUAAUAAGUUCUGGGUGUUUAAAGAGGUCAAAGCUGAACCUGGUUACCCUCAGAACCUGAAGGAGCUGGGAAGCUUCCUCCCAAAAGAUGGCAUUGAUGCAGCGGUUCGCUGGGAGGUCGUUGGGAAAACCUACUUCUUCAAAGGAAACCAGUACUGGCGCUACAAUGAGGACAAGCGAGCCGUGGACCCAGGAUACCCAAAAUCCAUCAGUGUUUGGGACGGAGUCCCUGACUCUCCACAGGGAGCCUUCACCAGCAGAGAGGGAUACCACACCUACUUCUACAAAGGGAAGGAGUACUGGAAGUUCGACAACCAGAAACUGACGGUGGAACCUGGAUAUCCAAAGUCCAUAUUACGAGACUGGAUGGGCUGCUACCAGCCAGAGAUGGAGCGCUCCGGCAGCAACCGUGGAGACCGUCAGGUGCCCCUCGACGACGUCGACGUCAUCGUGACCAUCAAUGAUGUCCCCAAGACAGUCAACGCCAUCGCCGUGGUGAUCCCCUGCAUCCUGUCACUGUGCAUCCUGGUGCUGAUCUACACAAUUUUCCAAUUUAAGAGCAAAGGAGCACAGCAGAACACAAUGAUGCAGCACUAUUACAAAUACCCAGUGCAGGAGUGGGUAUGACAGGGAACCAAAACCUUAAACCUGGCAGGGAGCCAAAACCUUCAACCUGACAGGGUCAAGCCUUUGUCGUUUUAAAGCUGGGUUAUUCAACAACAACUCUGGCAAAAGACAGACUGGAAGAUGCUGCUGGCAAAAGAAGCUGACAGCUAAAAAAAGCUCAGAAAGAGUAGAUCAAGACUUUGAUUUAAAACCUUCUGAGAAGUGUUCAUAUUUAAGAAUGUUAAAACCAAACCUAUAAGGCAGUGAAAUAAAGUCCAGGGUGACGUAAAAAAAAAAAAUGAAGUUUGUCUACACCUCUUCUUGGACGUUGGGAGUUCUUGUUGGACCUAAAACAGCUUCUCCUUCUCAGAGAAAAUGACAAGACUUGAGUUUGAAAAUGUCCGCCUGGUCCGGCUCUACCUUCAAGUUUUUUCCUCAGACAACUUUACAUCUGAACUGCUUUAGUUUUUAGGUUUAAACAAAGUUAUGUAAAAAAAAAAAAAAAAAAGGUUAAGAAUAAACUUGAAAAUUAAACAGGUAGAAAGGCCAUAAUAAAAAAGAAAAAAAAAAGGAUCUCUGUGGAUCACAGAACUGUGUUUUCAGUUAUACUGAGAUGGAAAACUGUUGGAGGUUUUUCUCCCUUUUUGACUGAACCACAUACAAACUCACUACAGUUAAUUUUUUUGUUAACAUGAAACUCUCUUUAUUUAGUCAUAGGGACAGAAUUACUCAAUUAAACCGCCCGAUUUUUACAGAAGUAGAAAAAUAAGUCGUCUGCAUAUAAAGACAGUUCUACAGCCUUAUCUGUCCACGCUUGCUGAAGGUUGCUGAGGUUUAUAAUAUUUCAAUUGAUAAAUUACAUAAAUGGGAUCCAUUUAGGAGAAAGAAGUCUGUGUUUAUUUAGAGGGUAUUUGGUGUUUAGUUUUCCACGAAUCUUAUAAGGAAACUUCUUGAGAUUCACAGUAUAUAUUGACUAUAGUGGUAGGAAAGUGUAGCACAUUCUAAUUGCUCAUGGUGCGUUUAUUAAACAGGACAAUUCAGGAAUUUCGAUUGGCUUUGGACUUUGUGGGAUUAGCUUUUGAAUUUUACCUGGAAAUAAGUUUGUUUGUCUCCAGGUAACUUAACUUUCCCAAUUCCUACCAAAAUAUUCCAAUUCAUCAGACUGAGAUUCAUUUUAAGCCUGCCUACCACCAUUAGAUGUAUUUUAGUAAAUAAUCUAAUCUAACACUUUUUCAGAUUUGGCUCAGCAGUUUCCUGAUGCUACAUUUCGGCCUCUUGCUAAAUAAUCUUAUGCUGAUGCUUCACUCACAUCAUUAUGCUGGAUGAUUGAAAAAGAAAGAUGAACUGACAAUAUUAUUUUAAUUUUUAGUAAAUCAGUUAAUGAUUAUCUGAAUUAUAAAAACUUGAGCCACUUACAGAGUUUACAUUUCAUUUUGAUUCCUAUAAAUAAGAAAGAGGAAUCAGAAGAUGACAUCACAGAAAUGCUGGUGAAGGUUCCUAGUCAUCCAGGUCAUAGUCAUUCCAAAAAAACUCGGAACUUAGUCUUAUGGAAUGACUUGGAACAUAUUCUUUCCUAAAAAAAA